Molecule: messenger RNA, 3720 nt
Organism: Coniophora puteana RWD-64-598 SS2
Lineage: Eukaryota; Fungi; Basidiomycota; Agaricomycetes; Boletales; Coniophoraceae
Exons: 23
Coding region: 1-3720 (1239 amino acids)
Biological process (GO): proteasome-mediated ubiquitin-dependent protein catabolic process
Cellular component (GO): GID complex
Molecular function (GO): protein binding
Source: RefSeq, a predicted model, not a curated record
AUGUUUCAUGGUUCGGCGAUCGCGGCGAAAGUGUUUCACGAAACCCCUGUACCAUUAGCGUCCAGUAACUAUGCACGUCAUGGACAAACGACAAGAAAGCAAACUCUACUCAAUCUUCUCGAGGCUUUGAAUGAGCUGAACCAGGACAACAUUGAUGAACCACCUGCGGUUGCAGCAGACACCGGGUAUCCCUUGCAAGGCGACGAAGAACGAGAGUCCCCGAACGUCGAUGAACGUGUUCAAAUCGCUGGUGCCGAAGCUUUUGCACGAUUUGAAAGACGCAUGGACAGUCUUGACAAGGAGCUCCGGAAUUUCGCAAACGCGGCGCGACAGCUGGGCAGCUCAUCCGGCAUCCUCUCCUCGGCAUUCAAGCUUCGCGAGCGGCUCACCAAAGUUCUGUUCCUGUUCCGUGAGAACGCCGCCAAUCUGUUCCCGCGCAAAGUCCAACGGCAGUCCAAGGAGUCCCUUGUCAACCCGAAUCUCAUGGAUCGACGCAGGCGCGCGGCUGCCAAAACGAAAAACUUUCCGCAACCGCCGUCGGCGGGGCUCGUGUUGAACGAGAGCCUCGAUGUCGAGACAUUCCCCGACCAAAUGGAAAGCUUCGCACGCGAGGUUGUCGUUUUCCUUAACUGCCUGAACGAGUUCCCGGAGUUCACGGACGAAGCCGUGAAUGGCUCUAUUCGGUCCUUCGAGGUAGACCUGAAGUACUGGGCAUCGUGUCUGUACGAAUACAAAACUCAAUUUCGCUUUCCAGCGGUUCAACGCUACAUCCACGAUCUCACGUCCGAGAUAGGAGAUCACAUCGAUAAUAUCACGGUCGCGCUGUCGAUGUUUAUUGAGAUCGGUGUCCCCACCAUCCGCUUUGCUCAGCAGCACACGGCCUCCAAUCUCUUCAACCUGUCCACUAUCGCCACCUUCUUUUCAGCCGUCACUGCCACGACGCUGCAGUUUUCGUACGGUCAAACAGGGACUUUCAUCUUCGACCUUGUCAAUGCCUUGUGGUUUACAUCGCUCGUAUUCAGUAUUGCGGCGUCCGUCAACAGUCUAUUAGGUCUUACCUGGCAGCAAGCGAUAUACCGUUCACCCGGCCACCGUGUGCCGUGGUGGGUUUUGAUAUGGAUCAAACGGUCCCCUCUCGUCUUCCUCGUGAUUUCCGUCAGCUGUUUCUCAGCAGGACUCAUGCUUUUCGCAUACUCGACGGGUCAGGGGUAUGUAACCUGUACGAUCACCACGACCUGUACGGUAGUCACCUCGUUUGGCCUACUUGCUGUGUCCGCAUGGUUCGCUUCAGAGCGCUGGAUAUUCCUCAAGCACAGAGGCCAGGUCUGGCUUCAGGAUGUCCUCGUUGAGCGCAUCACCGUGUUCAUGCAAAACCCGACCGUACUUGCGACUAAGCGCGCUGCUGCCUCGUGCCGCGAGAAGAUGUCCGAAGUCCCGACGUCCCUCCGGCGUGCUUCAACUAUCGGUAGCUACGUGUUCAGCAAACGCGAGGAGGGCCCCGAGCUCCCCAUAUCCCGUCCCCCUGAUGGCAACGGCGACGGGGCUAGGGCAAGCAUGACUAUGAGUCCACCCGGUCGGGCACCCACGUUCUCUUCCAUCGUCAGCGCCAUCGCGCCGUCUACUACUCUUGGUAGGUCGGACCGCGAGGACGGGGACGAUGGGCGGAGCGAGACUGCCUCGACAACAAACUUUGACGCCCGGGAGCGGUUCAUCAAUGCGAUUCGCACGGUCAUAAUGGAAAGCAAGCGACCCAAGUUGCCCCGUCGGAUGUCCUCAGCGGCGGAGAUCAUCGCUGGCAUGUCUCCCAGCCGCUUCGCGGAACCGGCCGUCGCUGCGCUGAGGAGUUCAAGGUUGGCUGCACUCGCACCGAAGUUAAGGGCGCUGGAGAUUACGCAGGAGCUAGCGCCCCAUGGCGCUUUAGUCAGACAUAUGCAGUUUUCACCGAACGGGAAAUUCUUGGCUACAUCGAGCUGGGACAAAACGUCGGUGUUAUUCCGCGUCGGGGCACAACAAGAACCAUUCACGAUCCAUCGUCUUCUGGUGCACGCUCGUGGGUUCAUCGGCCAGGUGAAAUGGUGUCCCUCAGGGCAUAUGCUGUUGACACGCUUCAAUCGGGGAAUCAAAGUCUGGUCGGAUGAUGGCGUGUGUCGAAGGACCAUUGAGCGCUCACGAGGGAUACAGUCCAUUGCGUGGGUGCCUGGGGCAGAACACUUCCUAUCAGUUGAGGGAAACGAGGUUUUCAGAUUCGAUGUCGCAGGCCAAAUGCUUGACAACUACUUAUUCGGGCGCAUGCGAUUGCACAACGUCGCUGUCACGAAUGACGGCCAACGCAUCUUGGGCGUGGGCGCCUUGAUCUCUUCGCCCUCGGGACUUCAUCCGAGCAGGUCAAGCCGGGUCGAGAAACGUGUCAUUGUGUACAACAUGGAGUCUAAACAUCUGGAAAGUCAAAUACCAGUUUACAGCGAUGUCAAGGACAUAACAAUUUCCCGGAAGGCCAAUCUCGCCUUGAUCUCAUACGAAAACAAGACGCCUCCUCAACUAUGGAAGCUCGAGCUCGUCAAGGACCGCGACCACGUUUCAACCGUCAUGCGGCUCUCCUUGCGGCAUACCUACAUGCCGAAGUCAAACGUGGACUUCUCAGGGCCCAGCUAUUUCGGUGGUAAAGAAGACCAGCUGGUGCUAUGCGCUGGAAAAGCUGGCGACCUGCACAUCUGGGACCGCGACUCCGCGGUGCUGCUGCACUACAUCAGGCCGCAGGCGCUCGGCGAUGUCACGUGUAUAGCAUGGAAUCAAGCGACGGACGAACAGUUCAUGUUCGCGACAGGGAGCCACGAUGGGACGGUGAGGGUAUGGACAAAUCCGUCGGUCUUGGAGAGUAAGAACCAUUCGACAAGCUCGACGGAUGCGACCGCGAGCAGUCACCAUCCGCAUCCGCACGUAAACACGCACCAGCAACAACAACAGUACGCCAACGGCACUCCUCGCCCCAGUCAUCUUCUGCGAGCGGCCGGUCGGCUGGCGACCAUGGAGGAACCGCCAGACUCGCCGACGCCGACGAGUCCCACCAUGCCGGAUAUGUUCGUGAGGGUGUGGCCCGCACCCGAAGACAUCACUAUCCGCAAAGAGAACACUAGCAAGGACAGGAGAAACGGCAAAGAUAAGACACGGGAAAGGUCAAGAGAUAGUAGGGAAAGGCAAAGGGACGCGAACCGGAGCCUCGCCAACAACCACAGCCAGUCCAGCCUGGUUACGCCGACUGCGGACGACGGACUACACACCCCUGCGAGCAAGAUGACCAACGGCACCGGCAGCCGCUCGCAAUCUAGCCUGGGCAUGCACGCCGCUUACGGCGACAACUAUAACGACACUGACACGCGAUACACGCCAAAACACCACUACAGCCGCUCGAGCCUCGAUGUGCCUAAUCGUCGCGGGGAACACUCGACUUCGAGCCAUAAACAGUACGCCAGCUCGAGCCUGGACGUCCCGCGGGACGAGAACUAUAGCGCGAGCUCGAGCAUGGAGAACAUGAACGACCAGGGGGCGCGCGACCAGGCGCGCUAUUACGGGAGCGAGGUGAGCUUUGGGUCGAAGGACGUGCCCAAGAUGCCGUCGGAUUCGAUCCGAAACCGCGGGUAUGGAGGCGGGGAAUCGGGGCCUCCGAGGGAAGAUUCAAUGGGUACGCAGGAAUCUGGUCCGCCAGGAAGGUUUGAUGAAUAA